AUGCGAUGGACCGAUUUCCUGUCAAUACGGGGUAUCUUUGACGACGCCCUGUGCUCUGACCCCAGGGAUCGUAUAUAUGGCAUAAGAUCUCUGCUGUUGGAGGAUCAACAGGAGCUAUGCGGAGAACCGAAUUACACCAGGUCGACAGUCGAGGUGUACUCUGAAUUUACUCGAAACUAUAUCAAAAGGUACCCCAACGGUCUCACAAUCCUCCGCCAGUGCGAAUUAUCUCAACUUUCGCAGCGCUGGUCUGGUCCUUCUUGGGUACCUGAUUGGUCGACCAAAGCAGGCUUUCAGUCGAGACACGGCACUUUCGCCUCUUCACAGUUACAGGGACACUUUGCUUUUCCACGGACUGGGACUCUGCAAGUUCUUGGUAUAUCACAAACAGUGGUCAAAGAGAUUCAGCCAGUACCCAAAUUCUACCAACGCGACUGGAAUGAGGCCGUUAAGUUCCUGCGACGCAUUACGCCACCCCAGAGCGAAACCACGGUAUAUCCGCCCGGAGGAUCUCUCUUGCGUGCUCUUGCCAGGACUAUGGUCUGUGGUGCUGUCUCCGACUUUGGGCACGUCCGAGAUGGCAACUUUCCCGCCACACAAAUAGCAGAGGCGGAAAUGAGUCGAUUCGUCUCGGGGGUCGACCUCGUCUCGGAGGAUUACAAGAUAGGAAGUCAUGCGCAGAGAUUUUUGAAGAGAAUGGAUUGGGGAUCGGGUGGAAAGAGCUUCAUCAUCAGUACAGGCGGAUACGUAGGUGUGUCGCCUCCCUCAACAAGAAUCGGCGACGAGAUCUUCGUGAUUGUGGGCUGUCAGCAGCCUCUGGUGCUAAGGAGAUGCCUCAAUGGGGCCAAUCAAUACUCCGUGGUUGGGGUAUGUUAUGUGGAGGGUUGCGCUCGCGGUGAGCCUCUCCUCGGAAAUCUGCCAGACCAUAUAGGCUUUAGCUGGAUCGAAGACACCGUCAGACUUGGGUGGUCACGGCGUUUUGAGAAUUUGUGGUCUGGAGAGUUAUUCCAAGAGGAUCCUCGCCUUGAAAGUCUCGGAGUUGUUCUUGGUGAAUUUCGGAAGCGACUGUCCGAGAAUCCGGAGGCAACAUUGAACCUGGCACCCGAGGUGUUGCAGAAAUGUAUAGCCGGCUUGCAGUAUAUCGAGCUAAUUUAG
Diaporthe amygdali is the source of this 1155-nucleotide messenger RNA. RefSeq lists its product as uncharacterized. The record is from RefSeq and is a predicted model, not a curated record. The transcript has a single exon. The coding region runs from base 1 to 1155 and encodes 384 amino acids. Lineage: Eukaryota; Fungi; Ascomycota; Sordariomycetes; Diaporthales; Diaporthaceae.